This is a messenger RNA of Oncorhynchus masou masou (cherry salmon), 5503 nucleotides long. RefSeq names its product vam6/Vps39-like protein. NCBI's taxonomy places the organism in Eukaryota, Metazoa, Chordata, Actinopteri, Salmoniformes, Salmonidae. The transcript has 21 exons. Gene Ontology annotation, biological process: endosomal vesicle fusion; vesicle-mediated transport; autophagy. The annotation marks the transcript as partial. Gene Ontology annotation, cellular component: membrane; cytoplasm. The record is from RefSeq and is a predicted model, not a curated record.
CUGUUUGUUGUGUCACAGUACAAGAUCCUCGUCAGUCUGCUAGAGAACAACAUCCAUGUCCACGACCUCUUGACCUUCCAGCAGAUUACUGUGGUUUCCAAGGCCAGAGGGGCAACGCUCUUCGCCUGUGACCUGCAGCAGUCCCCCUCGGGAGAAGCCCAGCUGAGGAUGUGUGUUGCUGUGAAGAAGAAGCUUCAGCUGUACUACUGGAAGGACAGGGAGUUCUACGAGCUACAGGUGAGACGGGGAGUUCUACGAGCUACAGGGGACUUUGCUGCUCCAGACAUCCCGAAGUCCAUGGCCUGGUGUCAGAACUCCAUCUGUGUGGGCUUCAAGAGAGACUACUACCUCAUCCAGAUGGAUGGUCGUGGUUCCAUCAAGGAGCUCUUCCCCACGGGGAAGCAGCUGGAGCCCCUGGUGGCCCCCCUGGCUGAUGGGAAGGUGGCGGUGGGCCAGGAUGACCUCACGGUGGUGCUCAACGAGGAGGGGGUCUGCACUCAGAAGUAUGUUCUCAACUGGACCGACAUCCCCAUCGCAAUGGAACAUCAGUCCCCCUACAUCAUAGCUGUCCUGCCUCGCUAUGUGGAGAUCAGGACCUUUGAACCCAGACUGCUGGUCCAGAGUGUGGAGCUGCAGAGACCACGAUUCAUCACCUCAGCUGGGCCCAAUAUAGUGUACGUUGCCAGCAACCAUUUUGUCUGGCGCCUGGUGCCUGUGUCCAUCGCCAGUCAGAUCAGACAGUUACUCCAGGACAAGCAGUUUGAACUGGCCCUGCAACUGGCGAAUAUGAAGGAUGAUGUGGAAGGCGAUAAGCGACAGCAGAUUCACCACAUCCAGAAUCUCUAUGCCUUCAAUCUGUUCUGUCAGAAGAGGUUUGAUGACUCCAUGCAGGUGUUCGCUAAGCUCGGCACAGAUCCGACCCAUGUGAUUGGUCUGUAUCCCGACCUGCUCCCCGCUGACUACCGUAAACAGCUGCACUACCCCAACCCCCUGCCCAGUCUGUCUGGAGCAGAACUGGAGAAGGCUCACCUGGCGCUCAUAGACUACCUGACACAGAAACGCAGCCACCUGGUGAAGCACCUGAACGACUCUGAGCCGUCCACCCCGUCUCCCCUCAUGGAAGGGACUCCCACCAUCAAGAGCAGGAAGAAACUCCUGCAGAUCAUCGACACCACGCUGCUCAAAUGCUACCUGCAUACCAACGUGGCCCUGGUGUCCCCUCUGUUGCGUCUGGAUAAUAACCACUGUCACAUUGAGGAGAGUGAGUACAUCCUGAAGAAGGCCCACAAGUACAGCGAGCUCAUCAUCCUCUAUGAGAAGAAGGGCCUGCAUCAGAAAGCCCUACAGGUGUUGUUGGAUCAGUCCACCAAGGCUAACUCUCCUCUAAAGGGACAUGAGAGGACGGUGCAGUACCUCCAGAGACUGGGGAUGGAGAAUCUGGUCAUUAUCUUUGAGUUCUCUCCCUGGGUUCUGAAGAUCUGUCCUGAGGACGGACUCAAGAUCUUCACUGAGGACCUGACGGAGGUGGAGACCCUGCCCAGAGACAAGGUCCUGAACUUCCUGAAGGAGGGCUUUAAGGAGCUGGCUAUCCCCUACCUGGAGCACAUCGUACACGUCUGGGAGGAGACGGAGCCAGAGUUCCAUAACGUCCUCAUUCAGCUGUACCUGGAGAGGGUCCAGGGGCUCAUGAAGCAGUACCUCAACUCCCUGCCCGAGGGGGUUCCUGCAGUGGCUGCUGGGAAGGAGGAGGGGGACCUGGGAGAGUUUAGGAACAAGCUUCUAUGUUUCCUGGAGGUCUCUACCAGCUACGAGCCUGGAUGUCUUAUCGGUGACUUCCCCUUUGACGGUCUUCUGGAGGAGAGGGCCGUGCUGCUGGGUCGGAUGGGGAAACACGAACAGGCCCUCUACAUCUACGUACACGUCCUGAAGGACACUAACAUGGCAGAGGAGUACUGUCAUAGGCAUUAUGACAAAGAGACGGACAGAAGCCAAGAUGUGUACCUGUCUCUACUGCGCAUGUAUCUGUCCCCUCCUGACGGCCACUGUCUUGGGCCAAUCAAAAUGGAGCUGUUGGAGCCACAGGCCAAUCUAAUGGCAGCUCUACAUGUCCUGGAGCUGCACCACAGCAAGCUGAAUACAACUAAGGCCAUCGACCUGCUGCCAGCCAACACCCAGAUCAGACAGAUCCGUGUGUUCCUGGAGAGUGUUCUGGAGGAGAAGGCCCAGAGGAAACGCUUUGACCAGGUCCUCAAGAGUCUGCUGCAGGCCGAGUUCCUACGGGUCCAGGAGGAACGUAUCUUUCACCAACAGGUGAAGUGUAUCAUCACAGAGGAAAAGACCUGCAGGGUCUGUAAGAAGAAGAUAGGAAACAGUGCCUUCGCCAGGUAUCCCAACGGUGUUGUAGUUCAUUACUUCUGCUGUAAGGACCGAGGGGUGUGUCCUACGGAGCAGUGACACCGCGACCCCCCCCACCUGGACGCAAAGCACUCUGGGAUACUAACAGACCAGACCGCCGUGUACUGAAAUUACAGAAUAGUUCCCUCCUGUGGACUACAUGUUCGUAGCAGCACCCUGGAAGGCUGGUUUGAAACGCCGUCACAGCAGCUGGGAUAUUCGGGAGGAGAGGAGGACUCCAUAUCUGGAACUCUGGCUGCUUCUCUCUGGAACUCUGGCUGCUUCUCUCUGGAACUCUGGCUGCUUCUCUCUGGAACUCUGGCUGCUUCUCUCUGGAACUCUGGCUGCUUCUCUCUGGAACUCUGGCUGCUUCUCUCUGGAACUCUGGCUGCUUCUCUCUGGAACUCUGGCUGCUUCUCUCUGGGACUCUGGCUGCUUCUCUCUGGGACUCUGGCUGCUUCUCUCUGGGACUCUGGCUGCUUCUCUCUGGCUGCUUCUCUCUGGCUGCUUCUCUCUGGCUGCUUCUCUCUGGCUGCUUCUCUCUGGAACUGCUACCAGCUACCCAUUCUGCCCCACAACCCCAGCUACCUGCUAAACUACAGUACCUGUAGCUAUUCUACCAACUACUCUGCUACAGUGACUACUCUGCCCCCUCCCUCUCUCAUCCUCAGACUCUACUCAGUACGCUAUAUAGACUAACUCUUCUUCUCUGAUGCCUUGUGACUCUUAAGAAUGUCCUUAAAAGCAGCCAUUUUCUUUUCAGUUAGCCUGUGUUUCUAAGGGAAUGGUUGUCAGUUAGCGUGUGUUUCUGAGGGAAUGGUUUUCAGUUAGCGUGUGUUUCUGAGGGAAUGGUUUUCAGUUAGCGUGUGUUUCUGAGGGAAUGGUUUUCAGUUAGCGUGUGUUUCUGAGGGAAUGGUUGUCAGUUAGCGUGUGUUUCUGAGGGAAUGGUUGUCAGUUAGCGUGUGUUUCUGAGGGAAUGGUUUUCAGUUAGCGUGUGUUUCUGAGGGAAUGGUUUUCAGUUAGCGUGUGUUUCUGAGGGAAUGGUUUUCAGUUAGCGUGUGUUUCUGAGAGAAUGGUUUUCAGUUAGCGUGUGUUUCUGAGGGAAUGGUUGUCAGUUAGCGUGUGUUUCUGAGGGAAUGGUUGUCAGUUAGCGUGUGUUUCUGAGGGAAUGGUUUUCAGUUGGCGUGUGUUUUCUGAGGGAAUGGUUUUCAGUUGGCGUGUGUUUCUGAGGGAAUGGUUGUCAGUUAGCGUGUGUUUCUGAGGGAAUGGUUGUCAGUUAGCGUGUGUUUCUGAGGGAAUGGUUGUCAGUUAGCGUGUGUUUCUGAGGGAAUGGUUUUCAGUUAGCGUGUGUUUCUGAGGGAAUGGUUGUCAGUUAGCGUGUGUUUCUGAGGGAAUGGGUGAAAAAAACAGACUUCAGACUCCAUUUCUCGCAUGGUCCAUUUGCACAAACACAUUUUUCAGAUAUGCUGCAGCGGAUAACCUCUUCUGAAAACUCUUUUUUUUUUAGAUCAACCUGUAUUUGGAUGUAGAUCCACAGUUUCAAAAUGUGUCUUUAGUGAUUGAUACAAUAUAUUCAUUCAUUUUUGGGAAAAACCUGAAAGAAAAAUGAUGUCAGCAGCUCAGCCCAUGUUUCCUUAUUCCAGAAGUGAUCGGUGAAAUGAAAUGGUUCUGUCUUUAUCAUGAGUGUACGUCAGAUUGGAAGGAAAGUUAAGAUAUGGGGAUGAAUCCCAAAAUGGCACCCUAUUCCAUUUUAUAGUGCACUACUAUACAACCAGGGUUCUGAUGAAAAGUAGUGUACUACAUAGGGAAUAGGGUGCCAUUUUUGGGAUGCAUAUGCAUUAUAUAUGUCGCAGUUGUAUGCUCGCAACAUUGUAAAUAAAUACGUGCAGCAUCAACCAACCGUUCAUCUGGUUAUUGAAGGAGAUGUAGCUAGCUAUACUCAACCAACCGUUCAUCUGUUUAUUGAAGGAGAUGUAGCUAGCUAUACUCAACCAACUGUUCAUCUGGUUAUUGAAGGAGAUGUAGCUAGCUAUACUCAACCAACCGUUCAUCUGGUUAUUGAAGGAGAUGUAGCUAGCCAUACUCAACCAACCGUUCAUCUGGUUAUUGAAGGAGAUGUAGCUAGCUAUACUCAACCAACCUUUCAUCUGGUUAUUGAAGGAGAUGGAGCUAGCGACACUCAACCAACCGUUCAUCUGUUUGUUUUUGAGGAGUACAUUUGUACGGAAUGGGGUGAGUUUACGUUAGCUAGUUACACGCAAACAACCGGAAUUGGGGUGAGUUUACGUUAGCUAGCUACACUCAACCAACCGGAAUUGGGGUGAGUUUACGUUAGCUAGCUACACUCAACCAACCGGAAUUGGGGUGAGUUUACUUUAGCUAGCUACAGUCAACCAACCGGAAUGGGGUGAGUUUACGUUAGCUAGCUACACUCAACCAACUGGAAUGGGGUGAGUUUACGUUAGCUAGCUACAGUCAACCAACCGGAAUGGGGUGAGUUUACGUUAGCUAGCUACACUCAACCAACCGGAAUGGGGUGAGUUUACGUUAGCUAGCUACAGUCAACCAACCGGAAUGGGGUGAGUUUACGUUAGCUAGCUACAGUCAACCAACUGGAAUGGGGUGAGUUUACGUUAGCUAGCUAGAGUUUACAUUAGCUAGCUACACUCAACCAAUCGGAAUGGGGUGAGUUUACGUUAGCUAGCUACACUCAACCAACCGGAAUGGGGUGAGUUUACGUUAGCUAGCUACACUCAACCAACCGGAAUGGGUGAGUUUACGUUAGCUAGCUACACUCAACCAACCGGAAUGGGGUGAGUUUACGUUAGCUAGCUACACUCAACCAACCGGAAUGGGGUGAGUUUACGUUAGCUAGCUACACUCAACCAACCGGAAUGGGGUGAGUUUACGUUAGCUAGCUACAGUAUACUCAGUCUGUUGCACCAUCUCACCAUUUAACCUUCAAAACAUUGGUACCAUUAUAUAAAGAGUGAGAGAGAGAGAGUAUGAACAGUUUAUUGUUUAAGCUUUUUCUUAUUUUUUUUACUGAGCAAAUCAAACCGGUAUGUCAGUAUUGCAUGAAUUGAUUAAUAAACAUGACUUUACACUC